Messenger RNA from Ostertagia ostertagi, 864 nucleotides. Lineage: Eukaryota; Metazoa; Nematoda; Chromadorea; Rhabditida; Trichostrongylidae. The record is from the annotation of a GenBank genome assembly.
AUUCGACGUAUUAUAUUCUUGUAUGAGUGCUUGGAUUUUUAUGUGAUUCCACACCUCGUACAAGAUAUCUGGUUUCGACUAGAAAAUGUCGACCAAGUAGCCCGUGCUUUGAAGCAUCAAGAAAACAUCAAUAAAGCAGUUUUAUCCAAACAUAUACGAAUCCUUUUUAUACCAAAUCCUGAAAAGUUGAACUGUACGGAGUUAGCUAAAGUGGUACUGCGUGACAUACUAAGGUAUGAAAAUGUAGCUGAUAUCCACGCGUUGGCUUGGAUAAAGGGCGCAGGCACUAAUAAGGACGGCACUGUUAAUAUUCGUGCUGAGAUGAGUUAUUCCUUUUGGGAGUACUUCAUAUCUAAGGGCAAAAAUUAUUUGCAAAUCUACAAUCGCACAAACAAAAGUCAUGUGAAGAUCCAACGUGAACGUACUUUGCCGAUUGCGGAUAUGGAUAACCUAAGUCUUUAUCUACGUAAGAAAAUACGUGACUACUGUUCCUUUCAUCAUUAUCCUAUUCCGGAAGUCAACGUUAAAAAUGGCUUUAUAACUAUGAAGAACAAGGAAGCAUCGGAAGGAGUAACUAUGAAGGCAACUAUCUUGGCAAUCAAAUUAGGCUGGAAAUAUACUGAUUGGAAAGGCAUACCUAUACUUAAAUUGCUAACGGAAGAGGAGCGGAAAGAUUACGAAGAUGGCAAAAUCCCAUGGAACAGUUACACCUUAGAGUCGCUGUUAUCUUUGGAAAAUAACCCGGUCAACGAUACCGUAGAAGGGGAUCGACAUAAUCGUAAAAGAGAGGGAUCUGGCCAAAAGCAUGUAAAUCCCAAGAUCCCACGUAGGGAAGCCAGUCCCGAAGAAGAAGAGAAUGUCUAA